This is a messenger RNA of Halteromyces radiatus, 1358 nucleotides long. RefSeq names its product ELMO/CED-12 family-domain-containing protein. Gene Ontology annotation, molecular function: GTPase activator activity. NCBI's taxonomy places the organism in Eukaryota, Fungi, Mucoromycota, Mucoromycetes, Mucorales, Cunninghamellaceae. The coding region runs from base 54 to 1265 and encodes 403 amino acids. The transcript is spliced from 7 exons. The record is from RefSeq and is a predicted model, not a curated record.
AAAAAAAAGAAAAUUCUCUUUUUAUUUUCCUUUUAUCUUUUUUUUUUCUUGAUAUGAAAAUGGAAUGGUAUAUAUUUCUUCUUUUUAACAAGAUCUAUCAGUCUCCUUUUUUAUUAUCUAUCUAUAAGAUUUACAAGUGUCUUUUACGAUGGACUACCAACACCACCGAAAUUUAUCGUAUAUGCCACCGAGUUGUUAAUGACCAUAGGGACAACUUGUUACAACAACAACAUACGUUUACCAUUUCUGAUAGUGAAUGUGAUAAUUACAGUGAUAGUAACAACAGUGAUGAAAAAAUAGGCGAAUUCAACGACAAUACUCCUUUAUUGAAACAUUCAGAAAAAUCAACUCUACCUUUUGUUAUUCCACCUACUAUUGUAUUCCAAAUAGAUCGAUCGAUUCUUUAUUCAAGUCAGUUAACAUUGGAACGACGACAAUUAGAAUCUAAGGAUUGUUUGAUAGAUGAUUUGACUCAAUCAAUAUUGACAAAGAAACGAUUCCCUGGGACUCUUUCAAGUCCUGAAGCACAGGUGUUAAAGGCAUGUUUAGUCCAAAUCGCAGCUACUUAUCAAUUGACACGAGAGAUCAACGAACGUGCGCAUACCAAAUUUGAUGGCACCAACCAAUUGCAUGAACAAAAGUUGCUCAAGUUAUGGAACAGUCUGAUGCCAGAUGUUGAAUUGGAAGCAAGAUUGACUCGACAAUGGGGAGAAAUUGGAUUUCAAGGUAAUGAUCCAGCUUCUGAUUUCCGGGGAAUGGGGAUGCAAGGUUUAGAUGAUUUGGUUUAUUAUUCAAAAACAUAUCCUACUUCUUGUCAGCGCACCUUUCAUAGUUCUCAACAUCCUGUGUCUUGGUAUCCUUUUGCUAUUGUUGGCAUCAAUAUCUCUCAAUUCACCAUUCAAAUUUUACGAACUCGACAAUUACAAUAUGUGCUCUUCCGUUAUGGUAUAUCUCGUGACACUUAUCAAGAUUUUUACUGUUUUUUAUAUCAUACAUUUAAUGAUUAUUGGAAUAGUCAUGAAGAUCCAAGAUUAACAGUGAUGGAAUUUGAAGAAACAUUCAAGAAAUUUAAACGCAUGAUUCAUGGCAAGAUUACCACGCAAGAAGUGGUACCACUAGGUGAAUAUUUGAAACAACAACAAGAAGAAACUUGGGAUCAAGAGGAAAAUGGACUAAAGACAUCGUCAUUAUUCGACAAUCAAAAGACUAGUAGUAGUAAUAGUAAUAGUCAUUUACAUCAUCGUAUACCCCAUUCCCGUAGUUAGUACCUUUUUUUUUUUUGUUUAUUGAUAUCAUCACUAUACUAUUUAUAUAUAUGCAUCAUCAAGAAACAAUAAAAAAAAAAUCACAUCAUGAUC